AAGGAGGAACUUGGAGGAUGCUUAAAUAGCAGGCAGGCUUUCUCUAGUCAGCCGGCAGCUGGUCCAGCUUCCAGUCACCAUGAAGGCUCUCCUAGUUCUGGGGUUCCUCCUGCUCUCUGCCUCUGUCCAGGCCAAGACCUAUGAACGCUGUGAGUUCGCCAGAACUCUGAAAAGGAAUGGGAUGUCUGGCUACUAUGGAGUCAGCCUGGCAGACUGGGUGUGUUUAGCUCAGCAUGAGAGCAAUUAUAACACACAAGCCAGAAACUACAACCCUGGAGACCAAAGCACCGACUAUGGGAUAUUUCAGAUCAAUAGCCGAUACUGGUGUAAUGACGGCAAAACCCCAAGAGCAAAGAACGCCUGUGGGAUACCCUGCAGCGCUGUAGUCACCGAGAAGAGUUCGAAACACCAGCAAAGGAGAGACAUUCUCAGCCUGGGAACUGCGAGCAUCCACUUAAGUGGAAGCCUUUGGGAAACGCUCCUGCGGAAUGUCAAUCCUGCUGUCCAUACAUCUCUGCUGCAGGAUGACAUCACUCAAGCCAUACAAUGUGCGAAGAGAGUUGUGAGGGAUCCCCAAGGCAUUCGAGCAUGGGUGGCAUGGCAAAGACACUGUAAAAACCGAGAUCUAUCCGGGUAUAUUCGGAACUGUGGAGUCUGACCGCAGUGCACUUCUACUCAGCUCACUCUGUCUCUUUCUCACUGUGGGAGUAGCUAUGGGAAAGGUCACACUUCCUUGCUUUCCCCUCAAACCAACAGGGCUUUCACUUCUCAGUCUCCCAACGCACUGCACACUGCUCCCAGCAUCCCGCACAGUCUCACCACACACAUCUCUGCACAUCAGGAAGUAAUGCACAGUAGGCUCCAUCGGGAUCCAUCUUCAUCAGCCCUGUGCCGGAUACAAACAGCACAUAUUUACAGGAGACGAGUUGAUCUUGGGGAAUGGCAGUUGUGUGAGUGCCAGGGCUUUGUAUAGGCUCAGCACCCAGUUAGAACAGCCUCUGUGGUGGACCUGGAGGGCUUUUGAGGGCCCAGGACUCAGUGGAUGAGAACUGAGACUGCCUGAACUCAGAAACUUAUGAAACGUGUGAGCUUUCAAAACAGUAUCUUCUUAGAGCUGGCCUGUUUAUCCUGCCUUCAAAAUAAAUUCUCAGCCCGUAUGCCCGUCUGUUUUAACCCUUGAGAGGAUGUUCCCAGUCUUGUGAGGUGCUCAGGGGGACCAGUGAGCUGUGCUUGUCCAUAUCUUUCUUAAGUAGCUUCAUGCACACUAACCAACUCUGAGACAGAUGAGCUUGUAACACCAGACAAUAAUCACUAGAACAGAUCUAAUCUGAUAGAGAAAAAGUAUAAUUCUCAUUAAAUGAUUUUCAACGCA
Messenger RNA from Rattus norvegicus (Norway rat), 1372 nucleotides. NCBI's taxonomy places the organism in Eukaryota, Metazoa, Chordata, Mammalia, Rodentia, Muridae. The record is from RefSeq and is a predicted model, not a curated record.